CACUUUUUUUUUUUCCCCUGAAAUUCAAAAGCAUUUUGACUCUGUGAAUAACACUAAAUAACCAAUGUCCUCUAUCUACCUUAAAUUGACCAAUAUUUAUUGCAAUAAAAACCAUUAUCAUGUUAUGAAAAAAUAAAAAAGAAAAAACAAACAGCCGUUAACUUCGUUAAAACAGUCAGCAACGGUUUGGGAGGAAGGCCGUUAAAUAGCAGAACGGCGUUACUGAAACCUUAUCUCACGCCCAAGUCCCAAACCGAGCUAGCCCACAGAGCUCCAGAAUCAAAUAGAAGGCAGCUCUGAGACAUGGCGGCCUUAUCCAUGGCGGCACUCCCCCUCUCCUCAUCCCUCUCCAUCGUCAGCCGAGGAGGAAACCCUUCCGCGUCUCUCCCUACCUCUCUAUCCUUCCCCAAUCCCUCAACCCCUCCCAAGCACGGAGGCCUCACCAUCCGUUGCGUUCGAGUUGGGGGCGUGGAGGUCCCCAACAACAAGAGGGUGGAGUUCUCCCUCCAGUACAUCCAUGGCAUCGGCCGCUCGAGGUCCCGCCAGAUCCUCUGCGACCUCGGAAUGGACAACAAGAUCACCAAGGACCUCACCGACGAGGAGCUCAUCUCUCUCCGUGAUGAGGUCUCCAAGUAUAUGAUCGAAGGAGACCUCAGACGUUUCAACAGGCUGGCUAUUGAGAGGUUGAAGGAGAUUAGGUGCUACCGGGGCAUUCGGCACGAGAUGGGGCUUCCCUGCAGAGGCCAGAGGACCAAGAACAACUGCCGCACGCUCAAGGGCAAGAGAGUCGCUGUUGCUGGCAAGAAGAAGGCCAAGUGAUUCCCUGCUAUUUUUUCCCCCAAUGUUUUCAGAAUUGGCAUUAUGUCUGGUAGGUUACUGUACAUUUUUGACAUGGGUUUAGUUUAAGUUUCUGUUCGCUACAUAAUUUGGUUGUAGCUAGACAAAUUGAUGCAUUUCUGGACUUGCACAAUGGUUACAAAGGACUUGUUAAAUUGAUGCUUGAUCUGAAUUGGAGGCAAACUAUAUAGCAUGCUUAAAGGUGGUGCUUGAAGGUCAUCUGUAUGUUAUUAGGCUAAUAUGGCAUGAAGUUUGAGUGGAAUUGGUGUUU
This is a messenger RNA of Elaeis guineensis (African oil palm), 1108 nucleotides long. RefSeq names its product small ribosomal subunit protein uS13c. Gene Ontology annotation, biological process: translation. The record is from RefSeq and is a predicted model, not a curated record. Gene Ontology annotation, molecular function: RNA binding; structural constituent of ribosome. Gene Ontology annotation, cellular component: small ribosomal subunit; ribosome; mitochondrion. Lineage: Eukaryota; Viridiplantae; Streptophyta; Magnoliopsida; Arecales; Arecaceae.